This is a messenger RNA of Amoebophrya sp. A25, 3263 nucleotides long. The record is from the annotation of a GenBank genome assembly. Lineage: Eukaryota; Dinophyceae; Syndiniales; Amoebophryaceae.
GUUGUCGUGUUGAAGUUCUUAGUAACAAAUUGAUAUGCGGAAUUCCGUAAGUGUACAACCAAGGUGUAUGAUGAAUAAGUAAGAAAAAAAUGGUUUCGUUCUUAUUCGUCCGGGAGGCGCUCCUCCACACGCUUGGGCAGCCUGCAGUAGAUGUGCUCAUUGGGGGACGAGUAUUCGGCGCACCGGCACGGGUGGCACCAGUUAUGGGUUUCAGAAAGUCACUUUUAGUUUUUUUAAUUAGACAACUUACUAACAAAUAAUGUUGUGAAGAUUCGUCAUUGUACCAAUCCACAGCCCUAGUGAUUCGUGAGGUUGUGAUUGAUUACGGUUACAACCGACAGUGGUCGGUACUGAGUUUGUAAAUUCAGGAGCUCGCGGUCGUUAAUCAUGCUGACUGAGCUCUAAUAUCAAACUCGUAUCGACGAACUAUAGAGGUGGGCCUCUUUCGCCGACAGCAACUCUGUCCGACUCGACUUCGCGGACAGCGUCUCUUAUGGAUUGGUUUCAACUUGAUUUAGUGGGUGUGCUCAGUUUCAUUCUUAAGCACCUCAUUCGAAAGGAUUAAGAUCCUUACUACCUCGCCCAGGGAAAUCUUAGAACCAUUGGGGAACAACACUUCGUCCUUGGAUCUGUAAAGUUGAUGCUCCAACAAGACCGAUCAUGAAGGUUCAUUUGUACAGUUCAUUUGGAUCCCCCCUUCCCCCACUAUGCUCCCACUGAAAACGAGAUCAAGAAUGGGCUGUGUGAAAUUAUUAUUUCUCCAACUCGGUUAUUUUAGUUUUUCGAGUACCUAGCUUCUAGUAGCUACUACCAUUGCUUCCAAGGACGAAGUGACGUUCCCCAAUGGUUCUGUGCUACAUUGGGGAACAUCACUUCGUCCUUGGAAGCAAGAAGUCCAGUUGCAUCUUCUCGCUCUAACUCAUCUGCCACAGCUUUCCUCGCCGACGAUGCAGAUACCUCAGAAAAUGGCCAGAGUCGCACCUCAUCGUUCAUCUCUCAGACCACCGCGUCGACUGGUAACGGGGGGCACUCAGCAACCACUGGUGGGGCGAACGCAGAGGCUCUUGCUGACCAACUAAAGCACCGGAUUGAUGAAGUAGAAAACAAGGCUGAGAAAGCAGAGCAUAAGGCUGAGAAAGCAGAGCAGAAGGCUGAGAGAGCAGAGCAUGAGGCUAAGGACGCAGAGCAUAAGGCUGAGAGAGCACAGGAGAAAGCUGAGAAAGCAGAGCAUGAGGCUAAGGACGCAGAGCAUGAGGCUAGCAAAGCGUUAUCUGCAGCUGAGGACGCAGAGGCUGCGUCUAAUGACGCGGAGGCUGCAGUGCAAGACAGCAAGGAUCAACAGGAAGCUGCAGUCCCAACCACGGGACAAAAUAGAGCUUCCCCACAAUCAAGUGUGCGUGCUGUUGUCCCGCGACUGCAGCUUCCAGGAAGUAGGCCGCCGGUUCAACAACCGCCCGUGGAGCAGCAGCCACAAGCUGACAAUAACGUCGAACAAACUGGUAUCUAUAAGUCUGACCUUUUUGUUUUCACUUCUUCAAUAAAGUCAGAGUCAGAGACUGAUCAAAGGACAUGAAAAUGUCAGUCACAAAACACAAACAUAUUAACUUUCCAUGAAAACAUACAAGGUUUUCCCGCGAGCGUGGAGCGGGUGGACGGACAGUCGCCGCAGGGACAAAUUAAGGCUGUGGCGUGUGAAAAUUCGUUUCUUGUAGUUUCUAAUUUAAGGUGAUCUAACGAGAAUUGAUUCUUAAUAGCUUUCUUCAGACACAUUCCAUAUUCUUAACUGUAUCGAGAUCUACCAUAUUAAAUAUGUAUCUUGUACUUCUAUUUGGAGUGCAUUUUUUUUGCUGAGAAACAACCUAGUAUAGCUCUAAGAACAACGUGGAUCAGCCUGCGCAAGAGCCAACCGCAAGAGGCGCUCAGUCGCGUCAAGGAACCUCAGAAGCGACUCCUGGCACUGCGAUUCGAGAGGGAGUUGCCGUCGCGAACGAAGACGAGUCUAAAACUGGUGCAGCCGUCGCGAACGAAGACGAGCCUAAAACCGUGUCAACUCCUGUUGGUGGAGAAGGUGGAGGCAUAGCUGCUAGUGCUGGUGACAAGACAGAAGGCACUGAAGUUACGCACAAUUUUAGAAUGGAUCAACGCAUCAUUCUACUAGAUUGGGUGUAUCAGAAUAAACUUCCAGUUCUAUGUAAAUGUAAAUUGAUUUCCUUCUAAUCAUAGUGCAUCUACGAAAAGCGACGAUGGCCACAAGGACCCUAACUCGGACAUUUCUUCGGCUGAGAAUACGAGUCCAGCUCCAGAGGCGCAGGGGGGCGACGGGGAGGAAGGAAAGGAGGAGGAUCAAAAUUCAGAAGCUGAGCUUCAAGCAGCUGCCUCUCAGUGUUGCGGACAAGCGUCGCCUGAGGAUGGUGACGGUUACGAGAUUACUUAUAUUCAAAGUAAGGAACUUGAAAUUGUUCACUCAACAGAGAUGACUUUUUUUACAUUGUCAGCACCCUGCUAUGAUGUGCUAUGAAGAAGAAACUAGACCAAGACCUCUAAGACGAAGAGCAGGAGGCCGAAAAAGAACAAGAGGGGAGCGAAAAGCAGGAAGAGGGGAGCGAAAAGCAGGAAGAGGAGGGCGUAAAGCAGGAAGAGGAGGACGUAAAGAAGGAAGAGGGGGACGUAAAGAAGGAAGAGGAAGACGUAAAGCAGGGAGAGGAAGACGUAAAGCAGGAAGAGGAGGGCGAAAAGAAGAACAAGGGCGUAAAGAAGGAAGAGGAAGAGGAGGGCGAAAAGCAGGAAGCGGAAGACGUAAAGAAAAAAGAGGAAGACGUAAAGAAGGAAGAGAAGGGCGAAAAGCAGGAAGAGGAAGACGUAAAGAAGGAAGAGGAGGGCGAAAAGCAGGAAGAGGAUGGCGUAAAGCAUCGAGAAGUUAAGAGCGAAGAGGCUCCUAUACCCAUUCGUAGAUACCGAGUAUACAUGCAAGUUCGAAGUACACUGAAGCCGAGGCUUCCUAUAUGUAAUAGCUUCGAUAUCUUUUGGUUGGAGUGCAUAUUAUACCACAUCAUUAUCGUUAGUAGACACUUUGAUGUCACUGCACGUACCUACGCUUGCUGUAGAGCUUGGCUGGAAGUUUCAUAGAAAUAGAAGAAGAAGAUGUCAAUUAUGAAAGAUUUCUAACCUCUUUCUCAGGGAAGCAGAGAAACAUGUGGAUGAGGCGGAAUUUGAGGAUAAUCUUGGUUCGUGUGGCGCCUGUGGGCGUAGCUGCGUCGCUGUGA